GUCAUAGGUUGCUAAGUAACAAAAGCGCGCUUGCUGCGAAGACAGCACAGCAGCUAUCAAGAGUCGCCGGUAUUUUUGGCUGAAGUGACUCAAUGUUGGUUCGUUUAGAUUAGUGAAAACUCUACGUUUGGAAUCAUGAUGACGAUAAAAGACGGCGAGUACACGGCAACCAUCUACAAACUGAUAAAGGACAGUCAGUAUGUUGAGGCCAUCCACAUAUUAAACAGCCAACUUCAGAAGCACACAAGAUCCAGAGCUGCACUGUCUCUGCUGGGCUUCUGCUACUAUCACAUCCAGGACUUCAGCAGCGCCGCAGAGUGCUAUGAGCAGCUCACCCAGCUGCAUCCAGAAGUGGAGGAGUACAAGGUGUACUACGCCCAGAGCCUCUACAAAGCGGGCUCAUAUGUGGAGGCCACCAAGGCCUCCUUUGCACUGGACACGGCCACCAGUCACAUUAAGAUGAUCAAGCUUCAGGCCUCCAUCAAAUAUUUUGAGGAGAAUUACUCCGCUGCCAAGUCUCUGGUGGAGCAGCUGCCCCAGGAGGACCCGGACUACGUCUACAACAUGGGCUGCCUGCUCUACCAGGACGCCAAGUACGAGGACGCCUGCAAGAAAUUCACGUCAGCCAUGCAGCUGCUGGGAUACGUGCCCGCGCUGUCUUACAACAUCGCGCUGUGCUACUACAGAAUGAGCAACUAUGCCCAGGCCCUCAAGUACAUUGGCGAGAUCAUCGAGCGAGGCAUCAGGGAACAUCCAGAGCUGAGCGUAGGUCUGACGACCGAGGGCAUCGACGUGCGCAGUGUGGGCAACACGCUGGUUUUGCAUCAGACGGCGCUCAUUGAAGCCUUCAACCUCAAAGCCGCCAUCGAAUACCAGCUGAAGAACCUGAAAGGAGCUCAGGAGGCUUUGACGGACAUGCCGCCACGAUCAGAGGAGGAGUUGGACACGGUGACCCUCCACAAUCAGGCUCUACUCAACAUGGACUCCAAGCCGUCGCAAGGUUUUGAGAAGUUGGCCUUCCUGCUGCAGCAGCCGUCCUUCCCUCCUGUCACUUUUGGAAACUUGCUGCUGCUCUACUGCAAACAUGAGUACUUUGAUCUGGCAGCCGACGUCCUGGCAGAAAAUGCCCACCUCACCUACAAAUUGCUGUCUCCGUACGAAUAUGAGUUCCUUGAUGCCUUUUUGACCUGCCAGACGGCACCGGAGGAGGCAUUCAGGAAGUUUGAUGACAUGAUCGGCAAAAUGACGGAGAAGUUACGCAAGCUGGCCAAGCAGCUGCAAGAGGCCAAGGCAGUUCGAGAUGACGAAGGACAGAAGAAAGCUCUGCACGAGUACGACACCAUGCAGGAGAAGUACAUCGUGGUUCUGAUGGCUCAGGCCAAGAUUUACUGGAACCGGGAGAACUUCCAGAUGGUGGAGAAGAUUUUCCACAAGUCGAUGGAGGUGUGCAACGAGGACGACACGUGGAAGCUGAACGUGGCCCACGUGCUCUUCAUGCAGAACAAGUACAAGGAGGCCAUCAGCUUCUACGAGCCCAUCGUCAAGAAGCACUACAACAACAUCUUGAACGUGAGCGCCGUGGUCCUGGCCAACCUGUGCGUGUCCUACAUCAUGACCAGCCAGAAUGAAGAGGCUGAGGAGCUGAUGAGGAAGAUUGAGAAGGAGGAGGAGCAGAUCUCCUACGACGACCCAGACAAGAAAGUCUUCCACCUCUGCAUCGUCAACCUGGUCAUCGGUACUUUGUACUGCGCUAAGGGCCACUAUGAUUUUGGCAUCUCUCGUGUCAUCAAGAGCCUGGAGCCUUACAACAAGAAGCUGGGGACAGACACGUGGUUCUACGCCAAGCGCUGCUUCCUGUCUCUGCUGGAGAACAUGUCCAAACACAUCAUCACGCUGAAGGGUGUGGUGGUGCAGGAGUGCAUUCAGUUCCUGGAGAACUGCGAAGAGUUCGGGAAGGAAGUCCCUGCCAUCAUCGAGCAGCCUCUGGAGGAGUCACGUGUUCAAAUGGGGAAGAACACCGUCACCUACGAAGCCCGGCUCCUCAAAGCCCUCUUCCACAAGGUCACCAGCUGGAAUGAGUGACGUCACGAAGGUCCACCACCAGGAUUUAAACGGCAGAGACACUCUGGCUCACACACACACACACACACACUAAUGUUUCCCAUACAUUUAUUGACUUGUGAUGGACAGCCAUAUAGUGAGCCAUAUAUGGCAUCACAAAUGUUUUUUAAUCCUACCACAAAUGUGUGAUAACGUCGCACACAGUUUUUCCUGAUGGACCCCCCCCACCACACACACACACACCACAGAUACAUAGCAGUCCUGUAUGAAACACUGCACACACACGUCCAUGUGUUUAUUUUGGAUGUGGUGUUUUUCCAUACAUUCAUGGUCAUGACACAAAAGGCUUCGUACUUCAUACGUAUGUGCAUUAUACUUGGAAUAUAAAACAGGCAGCUUAUAUUGGUACUUAAAGUUAUUUUAUAUCACUUAUGUUGUGUUGGUUUGUUAGCAGGAUGGCACAAUAACAACUUCUUCUCUACUCUGCUUUGUGGAGGACUCCAUGAAGAGCCGCUUAAGGACCAAAAAGGGGAAUAGUAUCAAUGAAGGUGUACCAUUCAGUC
This is a messenger RNA of Doryrhamphus excisus (bluestripe pipefish), 2624 nucleotides long. RefSeq names its product intraflagellar transport 70 (gene ift70). The record is from RefSeq and is a predicted model, not a curated record. Gene Ontology annotation, biological process: intraciliary transport. Gene Ontology annotation, cellular component: intraciliary transport particle B; axonemal microtubule. Gene Ontology annotation, molecular function: protein binding; intraciliary transport particle B binding. Lineage: Eukaryota; Metazoa; Chordata; Actinopteri; Syngnathiformes; Syngnathidae.